Trematomus bernacchii (emerald rockcod) is the source of this 1893-nucleotide messenger RNA. Its product is annotated as zinc finger protein Pegasus-like. Gene Ontology annotation, molecular function: DNA-binding transcription factor activity; RNA polymerase II cis-regulatory region sequence-specific DNA binding. Lineage: Eukaryota; Metazoa; Chordata; Actinopteri; Perciformes; Nototheniidae. The transcript is spliced from 3 exons. The record is from RefSeq and is a predicted model, not a curated record. Gene Ontology annotation, biological process: regulation of transcription by RNA polymerase II. The coding region runs from base 629 to 1855 and encodes 408 amino acids.
AAUAUGGGAGUGCUUUACUGUGUGUGAAAGAAAGGCAUGCUAAUUUUGAAUAUAUGAUUUGUUUUACUGAAUUAAAGACCGUGUCAUAGCUACAGUGAUUACAUGAAUGGGAUGAAAUCCGGCUUCGUGGCAACCCGGAUAAAACAAAACAUUCUAAAAGGUAUUUGAGAAGUGUAUCACAGACAGUUUUUUAUAAUAUUAUCGUCUUUUGUAAAGGUCAAUAUGUAAACAUUUUUUUUACCUACAGUACACGAAGGCAGCAGAUGCGUUUCCGGGGACACGGAACACUGACGUAUCAGCAAAAACGGAAGCUUUCACCUGUUAACAAUCCAGGGCCCACUUUUCCCCUUUGUUUCUGCUGAGCGACAAUGUUACUUUGACGCUGAAAGGUUGGAUAAGAGCUGCGUGACGGAUAGCGUUAGAUAAUCGUUUUUAAUAAUUAUGAAAAGUACGAUAAAGUGUCGAGCUAGCUCAGCUGGGCAAUGUUAGCAUUGUUGUUGCUAUGAGCUAACAAUCAACAUACGCUGCUAACGUCCUUUCACUUACCUACUGAAGGAUAUCAGCAGUACAAGUUGCUGAGCUUUACACCAUUCCUCUGGGGUAAUUCCAGGUUCAACACAGAAGGAGGAUGGAAGAGAUAAAAACCGAGCCUGUGGAUUUUGUUAAGGAAUUUCAAGAAUACCUGACACAACAAACUCAGCAUGUCAACAUGAUCUCAGGCUCUGUUUGUGGUGAAAAGGAGUCAGGGCAGCCCUUUCAAGCCGUUGCCCCCAGGAGUGAGCAGAACGGUCUGGAUCCUCCCUCGGUGGAGGUGAGCCUACCUGUCGAGGAUGGGCCAGAAGUUCAGAUAGACGGCCUAGAAAGGACCAUCGAUGGGAAAUACAAGUGUAGCUACUGCAGCUAUGCAAACAAAGGCAUGGCUCGUUUAAUAGAGCACACCCGCAUCCACACAGGAGAAAAGCCUCAUCGCUGCCAGCUGUGCCCGUUUGCUUCAGCGUACGAGCGCCACUUGGAAGCCCACAUGCGCUCGCACACAGGAGAGAAGCCGUACAAAUGUGACCUCUGCGCCUUCUGCUGUAGCGACCGCAGCAACCUGUCUCACCACCGCCGCCGCCGCCACAAGCUCCUCCCAACGAGGGCCGUCCGCUCUCCGUUCACCAAUAAGAGAAUGCUGACCUCCCUGCAGAAAAGGACCGGCUCACCGGGCUUCACCAGGCGACUACUCAUCAACUUAAACUCUCACUCCAUGGCGAUGCCAAAAUCAGAUUAUCUGAAUAACUUUUCUCACAAAAUCCAUCACAAUUUGAACAGCAGUGAGAACUUGGAUGAGAAUGACCGUCACAACAGAGGUGCUAAUGGUUUCACUUUUACUAACCCACUGGACCAGUUGUCUACACUUGCCGGCCAGUUAGCAGACCUCCAUCCUCGUGCAUCCCCAGACAGAGAGUCCUUUAAAGACGAGAAGCCCAUCAUCAUUCACCAGAUCUCUAGUGAACCUAUAGCGAUGUGUUCAAAUCAAGUGCAGACUUCACCUCCUAAAAAUGAAUCUCCCACCUCAGGCUGCAGGAGUUACAGUCCUGUUCCCGGCCUGGGCUUUGACAACAGCAUGAACACUCUUACUGCGAGUGUUAGCAGCCAGCCGAGCUCACCCCCCCCUGCCCUGACCACAUCCGAGCAACUGCUGUUAAAUAAAUGCGAGCACUGUGAUAUUCACUUUCAGGAUUAUAUCCUCUACACCAUUCACAUGGGCUGCCAUGGCUACGAGCACCCAUUCCAGUGUAACAUCUGUGGGCACAUGUGCACUGACAAAUACAACUUUUCAUGCCAUUUUGCCCGUGGACAACAUAAAAAGUGAUUCCUAGCAUUAGUUAAUAAAGGAGUCUUGAAUCCUUA